AAGCAGUACCGCGAGUCCUACAUCAGCGACACCCUGGACCUGGACAUGGAGCAGCUGGAGAAGCGCUCACGGGCCAGCGGCAGCAGCGCACACAGCAUCCGGCACAAGCGCCUCUCCCGGCACUCCACCGCCAGCCACAGCAGUUCCCACACCUCAGGCAUCGAGACCGACCCCAAACCCAGGGAGAUGGGGCCCGAGGAUGGUUUUUCGGGUGCCGGUGCCCACCGCCAGCUGAAGACCUGCAAAAUCGAGAUGCUGGUGGAUGACCCCCGGGAGCUGGAGCAGGCUGGCGAGAUGGAGGUGAGCCCCGACAUGUGCGUCUACAUCACGGAGGACAUGCUGCUGUCGCGCAAGUUCAACGGGCACUCGGGACUUAUCGUGAAAGAGAUCAGCUCUUCCACCUCCAGCUCCUCGGAGACGGUGGUGAAGCUGCGGGGACAGAGCACCGACUCCUUACCCCAGACGACGUGCAGGAAACCGAAGACAUCGACGGACCGGCACAGCCUGAGCCUGGAUGACAUUCGGCUCUACCAGAAGGACUUCUUGCAGCUGGCCAACCUCUGCCAGGAUACGGCCCAGAGCUACACCUUCGGCUGCGCCCACGGGCUGGAGGAGGAAGGGCUCUACUGCAACGGCUGCUUGGCCCAGCAGUGCAUCAACAUCCAGGAGACCUUCCCCGUCAAAAGAACCAGCAAAUACUUCUCCUUGGAUCUCACCCACGACGAAGUCCCCGAGUUCGUCGUCUGA
Messenger RNA from Balearica regulorum gibbericeps (East African grey crowned-crane), 747 nucleotides. The record is from RefSeq and is a predicted model, not a curated record. Lineage: Eukaryota; Metazoa; Chordata; Aves; Gruiformes; Gruidae.